AACCUCAUCGACGAGAGGCUCAAUCUACUGAGGCCUUAACUUUGCAUCUCUCGCUCAACCUUAACUAGUAGGAUUGAGGACAAGCCUAGCUUGUGUUGACUUCGCUGCUGGCCUUUUGGACGGUAGUGGGCCUCGCUGCCCCUAACCGAUACAUCGACCUUUAGUGCGUCUACGUGCAUAAUUCGACUUGUCUUAGACGAUCUAGAGGUGUUGGACUAUUGAACUAUUUCGAUACAACAGGCUUGAACUUCUAUGUGUUAGCCUACGCUUGAUUCUAUCCACGACAUUCGCUUCAAUAUGGCAAGAGCUGUUCUUGUCAGCGCUUCUCUGGGUGCCGUUGCUCUAUUGGCAACGGCAUCUAUCCUGGCUCUUCAAGUAAUCGUAGCUCAAGGGCUUUGGGGAUCAUCCUCCCCAGCUAAAUUCGCUGCAAUUGUCGCCUCAGCGUUCGAAAUAAUAAUAUUGAUAUUGCUAAUUAUCCUUUUUGCUAAAUGUGUUGGACGGGGAAUGGAGUUUGGUAGAAGAAAGUCUAAUGGGAUCUGGUUCGCAUCGGGGGUUAUUGCAAGUGUAUUGGCAUCGGCUGCGUCAGUUGUGACGCUGGUUACGUUGGGAAGACCAGUGGGAUUACCUCAAACGAUAUUACAAACGCCAUUGACGAACUGGCGUAUCGGAACUUCAAUCGCACUUGUUAGUGCUUUCGUGGGACAGCUCGCUUUUAUCGUCGUCUAUUUUGUCGUCCACCGGCUACCCGACUCGGAGCAGGCGCUAUCACUUCACACUAAUGAAGAUAGCUCUCGACAGCUGCCGAGGCAUGUAAAAUCUAUUCCUUACAGUCGAACGGUGCCUGCUACGAGUCAGACUACGAUAGGCAAGCGGACACUGACGGACUAUCCAACGCCACCGGGCUCGAGCGCUGGCAAGUCGAUGGCUGAGACUAUAAGUUCAAUCCGUACCUCUGUUUCUCAGGCCGUACGUCCGAUUGGAGCUCAUACUAGGUUGCUUUCCUCGGGUUCAAGAACUGGGCGCCGCCCUGCUUCUAUUGACUCAAACGGUUAUCGAGAGCGAAUGAGCGUGACUGUUUCGGAGGAUGGCUUUGAUUCUUGGGAUACGUCCUCAGUCGAUACCCAGAACCGGCAAUUAAUCGUGGAGACAAGCCCGCCCAUCCGGUCAGGUAGAUUUCUGGAAACCAUUCCUGCGAGCCCGACAACCAGUCGAAGCCCGAGCCCUGGAAACGCUCUGGACUUCGAGCCUCCAAAUAUAAACCGCAAUCGCAGGAGCCGGAGCUAUAGCCCGCUCCCCAGGCCGCCACAACACGAGCGUAGCAUGACGCCUCAAUCCAUAUCGGGCGAGCUACAUAUUCAUCCGCUCUUCCGAUCUGAUUCUCCAGCACCACCAGCGGUUACUCCUGGAACGGUGGUUAUUGCAGCGCCCAAUGCAGGACAGACUAUAUCAGAGAAGUCUCUCACUCAAAUGCGUAGUAGCAGUCUAAUAGCGGGCUCCGGGCCCCUUAGCCGGCAAGGCAGUUAUGACAGCUUCCGGAAGACACCGAGCCAUAAUACGGAUCUCCUUCGUGUAGAGGAUCUAGCUGUAGAGAGGAAAAUGACGCCGCCGAUUCCUGACUGGAUUCUGAAUGCCGGAUCAACGACAAGCUUGACCGAUUAUCAGGUCAAGAAAUAGCGGGAGCGUGAGGUUUUAGAAGAGACCUCAAGCACCCACUGAUGGCAUCCAUGACUACUACUGAUGAUGAUGAAUAUGACUCAGGACUCUUUAUUCGAGAGCCCUUGGAACGUGGAAUUGGGUUUGGGGGACUUAGAAGAUACCAUUGUCUUUUUUUUAGCGCGGCGUUGAACCAACUACGUUCUCAACCUUGGAAAGGGCUUUAUCAGUAUCUCCUUAUGAAUGCGAGGAG
Daldinia loculata is the source of this 1906-nucleotide messenger RNA. RefSeq lists its product as uncharacterized. Lineage: Eukaryota; Fungi; Ascomycota; Sordariomycetes; Xylariales; Hypoxylaceae. The record is from RefSeq and is a predicted model, not a curated record. The transcript has a single exon. The coding region runs from base 298 to 1674 and encodes 458 amino acids.